Ustilaginoidea virens is the source of this 966-nucleotide messenger RNA. RefSeq lists its product as uncharacterized. Bases 1 to 966 code for a protein of 321 amino acids. Gene Ontology annotation, biological process: carbohydrate metabolic process. Gene Ontology annotation, molecular function: hydrolase activity, hydrolyzing O-glycosyl compounds. NCBI's taxonomy places the organism in Eukaryota, Fungi, Ascomycota, Sordariomycetes, Hypocreales, Clavicipitaceae. The transcript is spliced from 3 exons. The record is from RefSeq and is a predicted model, not a curated record.
AUGCUCGUCUGCUUCUUCACCGCCGUCCUCGCUGCUGGCAGCGUCGUGGCUCUGCCGGCCCGACGCGCCGACGCCGUCUCGCUCGACGCCAAGUUCGGACGGGACGGCAAGCGCUACUGGGGCGUGGCGACCGACAGAGACCGCAUGUCGCCCCAGGCCGUGGCCGUCAUCCAGUCGCAGUUCGGCCAGGUCACGCCCGAGAACAGCAUGAAGUGGGAGAACACGGAGCCCCAGCCGGGCCAGUUCCGGUUCGCCGACGCCGACGCCCUCGUGUACUGGGCCCAGAGGAACGGCAAGCUGGUCCGCGGGCACGCCCUCCUCUGGCACGCCCAGCUGGCCGCGUGGGUGCACGGCAUCUCCGACAGGGAGACCCUGACGAGGGCGAUCCAGAACCACAUUGCCCGCCUGGUCGGUCGGUACCGGGGCAAAAUCUACGCCUGGGACGUCUGCAACGAGAUUCUCAACGAGGACGGGUCGAUGCGCCAGUCGGUGUUUUACAAGGUCCUGGGCGAGGACUUUGUGCGCAUCGCGUUCGAGGCUGCGCACAGGGCUGACCCCAAUGCGAAGCUGUACAUCAACGAUUUCAACCUGGACGCCCCGGACGGUGCCAAGACGAGGGCCAUGGUUUCCAGGGUGCAGAGGUGGCGGGCGCAGGGCAUCCCCAUCCACGGCAUCGGCAGCCAGAUGCACCUGAGGACCGGCCAGGGGCCCGCCACCGCGGCGGCCCUCCGGGCGCUGGGUGAGGCGGCCCCCGAGGUGGCCGUCACGGAGCUGGACGUGGCCUUCGCCUCGCCGGCCGACUACGUCGCCGUGGCGAGGGGGUGCGUGGCCGUGAGCAACUGCGUGGGCGUGACGAGCUGGGGGGUCGGCGACGGCCUCAGCUGGCGCGGCCGCGAGUACCCGCUCCUGUUUGACGGCAGCUACAGGCCAAAGGCGGCUUAUGAAGCCGUCAUGAACGCCCUGUGA